Pyrenophora tritici-repentis Pt-1C-BFP is the source of this 2781-nucleotide messenger RNA. Its product is annotated as Kelch-3 multi-domain protein. The record is from RefSeq and is a predicted model, not a curated record. NCBI's taxonomy places the organism in Eukaryota, Fungi, Ascomycota, Dothideomycetes, Pleosporales, Pleosporaceae. Gene Ontology annotation, cellular component: cytosol; mitochondrion. Gene Ontology annotation, biological process: cell redox homeostasis. Gene Ontology annotation, molecular function: protein binding.
AUGGCUCAGAGCCGGACCAACACCAUCGAUUCUCAAACCUCGGCACCCUACAUAUCGAGUCUAAAUAGUAGUCAAGCAAGUUUGAACCACCAAGACCAUCAGGAUGGUGGACACGAACGCCCACCAACAUCAUCUGGCCGGACCCCCGGUUCAGCUGUUUCGCAAUCCCCAGCCAUGCUUGCCGGUCCAGCGACCCCCACAAGCUCAACAGCUGGAUUAUCAGGAUUAGUGUGUAACGUGCACCGCACCACCGGCAGAGAACCACAUCCGCUCGUUGGCGCCACCACGACUAUUCUAGGCGACAAACUCUAUGUUUUUGGGGGCAGAAGACUUUCACGAACCAGGCCGCAGCUCACGUCGGACUUGUACGAACUCGAUCUUGUCAAACGCCACUGGUGCAAGGUUGAUGCCAAAGGGGACAUCCCGCCUCCACGGUACUUCCACAGCGUCUGUGCACUUGGCGAUACGAAGCUCGUAUGUUACGGUGGCAUGUCGCCUGCAAGUCCUUCGUCAAAUCAGGCAGCGUCGGUAAUACAAGGUGCACCCGCGGAUGCCCAGCCUGAGGUGGUGGUCAUGUCCGACGUUCACAUUUACGAUGCGCCAACGCGAACGUGGAUGCACGUUGCCACAAGCGAUCCACCGCAGGGUCGUUAUGCUCAUUGCGCGACUAUACUUCCUAGCUCUGCAGUAUUCAGCUCAACCGGAGCUGCAGUAACAGCCAUACGGCACAAUCCAUCGUCGUCGAAUCCAAACCAGGGAUCUUUAGGUGUUCAAUUAGAUGGCGAGGGUGGUGCUGAGAUGUUGGUAGUGGGUGGACAGGACAGCGCCAACCAUUACAUUGAACAAAUCAGCGUGUUCAAUCUGCGGAGCCUCAAGUGGACAGAAACUAGUACCCUGGGCAGAAGUUGUGGCGCAUACAGAAGCGUGGUUGCGCCUCUGACCAGCAUCAACCCUAAUGACAUCGGCGCAGGACCACGACGAAGUGGCGACGCAAGAACAAUAGACGGACAAUCCUCUGACGGCAGUGGGGAAUCGUCGAUGCUCAUCUACUCAAAUUAUAACUUUCUGGACGUCAAGCUCGAAUUACAAGUACGGCAUCCCGAUGGAACACUUUCCGAGAAGCCAAUGCAUGGCAACUUUUCACCGCCUGGGCUUAGAUUCCCAAAUGGCGGUGUUAUCAAUAACCACUUUGUAGUAAGCGGCACUUUUUUGACAUCAUCAAAACAAGAAUACGCGCUCUGGGCUCUUGAUUUACGAACCCUAAGUUGGGGGCGCAUAGAAGCCGGCGGCAACAUCUUCAGUCAAGGUAGUUGGAACCGAGGAGUGCUAUGGAAUCGUAGGAACAGUUUUGUGAUACUGGGAAAUAGGAGGAGGAGCUUGGUCGAGGAUUACAACCACCGACGUAUCAACUUUUCCAAUAUGUGUGUGGUAGAGCUAGAGGCAUUCGGACUCUACGACAACCCUCGCAAAGUAACGCCUGCAUCAGGUUUUAGCUCCGUGAGCGCACCGCCGCAGCACGAUCGACUUGAUACGCUUGCCGGAGGUCGAACGCUAUCACCUGCAGCGGCUGAGCUCGGUCAGAUGGCUUUGGGUAUGCGAGAGCUCGCCGACAUGGACUUCCUGGCCCUGAACGGCGAACGCAUCCCCGUCAACUCCCACAUCAUUGCCCGACGCUGGGGUCCGUAUUUUAAUCAACUUCUUCGUGAAAGCGCACAAAGCGCUGAGAAGGAGACUGCCGAGGCAGCAACACUUCGACCUUCCGCCACAAUGCAUCCCUCGCGGAAUUCGAGCAUCACUAUUACACCUUCGAUUAGGACGACUUACUCAGCAGCGACGACACUUACUGCUAACACUGUGACGCCGUCCGAGGCUACAGCCAUCUCGGCAACCUCAUAUUCUUCGUUAAGCCCACCCGAACCCACGUCGCACUUGCCGUCUCAACGUCCCAGAACAUUAUUUUUACCACACACACAUCUUACACUCCAAGCACUCAUACACUUUUUAUACACUUCAUCGUUACCACCACACAACUCCCCUCUAUGCUCACCGCAGAUUCUCUGCUCACUGCUCCAGCUGGCCCGACCAUACCACAUCGACGGCCUUCUCGAGGCCAUUAUCGAACGACUACAUCUUCUACUGGACAAUAGGAAUACUGCAGCUAUUUUCAAUGCUGCGGCCAUGGCAGCUGGUGGGGGCUCGGGUAUUGCUUUUAUGGGUGUGAACGGAGUUUCAGCUACAAACGGCACAUCGAAUGGCGUCUCCAGCUCAGGCAAUGGCACUACGGCCUCCGAUAUCGAACGCAGUCUAGAUGCCGGACUACGCGCGCUUCGUGUCAACACAGACGUCGAACGCAACCACGAUGACGAAGUCAGCUCAGCAGUAUCAGACACCACAUCAGCGUCGGCUUCGGAUAACGGUUACGGAGAUGGAAGCAUGUACGAAGAAAGAGAUGUAUGGAAUGGUGAGAUUAGCUCGGUCGUUGGACUGCAGAAACGAGGACUAAGAGGCCUAAUGGAAGGCCGACGCAUCAGAGAGAUGGGCAGAAGCAGAGAUCGGAGCAGGGACGAUAGCACCGUGCGAAACGGAGAUAGUGUAGGCUUGGGUCUGCAAGGCACAUGAUGAUGGAAUGAGACAAGAAAAGAUACGAAAGACAACGGCUAUUCACUUAGCGAGAUGGAGUUGGAAGACUUUAGCGUUUAUGCUUCUAUGACGGAAAUUAUGUUACCAUUUAGGAUAUCAAGGGAUUUGAGAUGGUUGGAUCAAUCUAAUGUGCUACGGUGU